This is a messenger RNA of Cylicostephanus goldi, 323 nucleotides long. NCBI's taxonomy places the organism in Eukaryota, Metazoa, Nematoda, Chromadorea, Rhabditida, Strongylidae. The record is from the annotation of a GenBank genome assembly.
AUGUUGCUAGUUUCAAAACAGAUAUCUUUUCAGGUAUUGCACUAUGCUUGUGAGCUAUUCGAGGGGCUAAAAGCGUAUCGUGGCGCCGACAACCGUAUUCGCAUGUUUCGCCCAGAGCUCAAUAUGGCCAGGAUGAGAAGGUUCUUUGACCUCUACUGCUCCUUCUAUCGGUGGUGUUUUCAACUGCCACCGCUUAACUAUGUUGUAAACACCAAAGAUGAUCUACGAGAAGUGACUGAUGAGUUGAUGUGCAAAGAUCGCGACUAUAGAGCGUUCGAUAUUCGAAGUGCGCCGCUUCUGAUCGCGGCUUUGUUUAGGUAAAG